AUGUGUGAAGAAUUUCUGUACGAUCGCAGCAUCCAUUUCGACAUUGCCUCUGCUAAAUUGAACAUGCUGAAAGGAGAAAAAACUCUGUUCCUCUGGAAAGAUGUUGAAGACAUCAAAGGAAACCCAGAUCAACUUGGUAGCUUAGUAAUCAGCAACACAAGGAUCCUAUGGUGGAGUGAACGUAAUAACAGUGUCAAUCUCAGCAUUGGCUUAGGCACCAUAUUUCACAUUGAGCAGAAAGUCACUAACAAUAACCGUACUUUUGGAACUCUCUUUCGAACCAAACUAUCGACUGGAUAAAAAUACGAAUUCCAUUUCUCUAGUCAAGACAAAAAGCUCUAUGACUCCUUGGUCAAUAUCCAAAGACUGUACACUCAAACCAUGUUGCAUCGCGAAAUCAAGGUGCAAUUCGCUAUGAUUUCCCAGAAGAAACUCAAUAUCUCAGAAAAAGAAUAAAUAAUCAAUCAAUUUGCCAAUACGACCAGUGUUGCUAAUGAUCAAUAGGAUGUGUAGGGAACUCUUAUCUUUACCAAUGUUAGAUUUGUUUGGUUUUCUGCCACUAAUGAACUGUUUAAUAUUAGUAUUCCUUGGAUUGCAGUUAAGAAAAUAAGCAAGAAAACUACCAAAGGUUUAUACACAAUGAUAAUUGAAACCUAUCAAGAAUUUGGAGGAUACUAUGUUGGUUACAGGAACAUAGAAAUGGAUAGCAUGAUCAAAGAAUGUACUAAAUUGCAUGCCUUUUAUAUCGAAAAUCCAAUUUAUGGAAUUGAAAUCCAAGAGAAACAACAACCCAUUGUUUAGAAAUUUGAUGAAAAGGUAUAAGUGGUUUAGAGUAUCUACAAUCAAGCAGCUAGAUAUCAAGCUAAUGAAAACAAUGACAUUCAAAAUGAUAUAGUAUGCUCUCAAGAAUUGGGAUUGGCUAUUUAGAAAUUACCAGCAAAUGCUAAACUAAGUGACUUCUGGAAUAUUAUCAAAUAUUGA
Messenger RNA from Paramecium octaurelia, 981 nucleotides. The record is from the annotation of a GenBank genome assembly. Lineage: Eukaryota; Ciliophora; Oligohymenophorea; Peniculida; Parameciidae.